Molecule: messenger RNA, 4777 nt
Organism: Miniopterus natalensis
Lineage: Eukaryota; Metazoa; Chordata; Mammalia; Chiroptera; Miniopteridae
Source: RefSeq, a predicted model, not a curated record
ACUCGCGCCCGCGGCACUGCCCGGGGCAGCCUCGCGCACCGUGCGUGGCGGACCCGGCAGACGGCCACCGCUUGAAUCUCGCCGCAGAGCCUCCGCCGGGCAGCGAUGCCAGGAUGCCCGUCUCUGCCUCCCUCCGCCAGGACGGCAGCCAGGAGCGGCCGCUGAGCCUGACCUCCACCGCGUCCUCCUCGGGCUCCUCCCGUGACAGCCGGGGCGCCAUGGAGGAGCCCAGUGGCCCUGAGGCCUCAGCCAAGAACGGGGCCGGCUCCCCGCGAGGCCGGCACCCCCCCAACAGCAACAACAACUCCAGCAGCCGGCUGAACAAGAAGGGACCCCUGUCCCCGUUCAACAGCCGGGCGGCGGCGGCGCCUGCGCACAAGCUCAGCUACCUGGGCCGCGUGGUGCGGGAGAUCGUGGAGACCGAGCGCAUGUACGUGCAGGACCUGCGCAGCAUCGUGGAGGACUACCUCUUGAAGAUCAUUGACACACCUGGGCUGCUAAAGCCAGAACAAGUCAGCGCCCUCUUUGGGAACAUAGAAAACAUCUAUGCACUGAACAGCCAGCUACUCAGAGACCUGGACAACUGCAAUAGUGAUCCUGUGGCUGUGGCCAGCUGCUUUGUGGAAAGGAGUCAAGAAUUUGAUAUCUACACCCAGUACUGCAACAACUACCCCAACUCAGUGGCUGCCCUGACGGAAUGCAUGCGGGACAAGCAGCAGGCCAAGUUCUUCCGGGACCGGCAGGAGCUGCUGCAGCACUCGCUGCCCUUGGGCUCCUACCUGCUGAAGCCAGUCCAGCGCAUCCUCAAGUACCACCUACUGCUCCAGGAAAUUGCCAAACAUUUUGAUGAAGAAGAGGACGGCUUUGAGGUGGUGGAGGAUGCCAUCGACACCAUGACCUGCGUGGCCUGGUACAUCAACGAUAUGAAGAGGAGGCACGAGCACGCAGUCCGGCUCCAGGAGAUUCAGUCACUGCUCAUCAACUGGAAGGGGCCGGACCUGACCAUCUAUGGGGAGCUCGUCCUGGAGGGCACAUUCCGCGUGCACCGCGUGCGGAAUGAGAAGACCUUCUUCCUCUUUGACAAAGCGCUGCUCAUCACCAAGAAGCGGGGCGAUCACUUCGUCUACAAGGGUCACAUCCCGUGCUCCUCCCUGAUGCUGAUCGAAAGCACCAGAGACUCCCUGUGCUUCACCGUCACCCACUACAAGCACAGCAAGCAGCAGUAUAGUAUCCAGGCCAAAACAGCGGAGGAGAAACGGAACUGGACUCACCACAUCAAGAGGCUCAUCCUGGAGAACCACCACACCACCAUCCCCCAGAAGGCCAAGGAAGCUAUUUUGGAAAUGGAUUCCUAUUAUCCCAAUCGGUACCGCUACAGUCCAGAGCGCCUGAAGAAGGCUUGGUCCUCACAGGAUGAGGUGUCCACCCAUGCGCGCCAGGGCCGCCGGCAAUCUGAGCCAACCAAACACCUGUUCAGGCAACUCAGCGAGAAAGCAGCCAGAGCAGCAGGAAUGAAGCAUGCAGGCAGUGCUGGCGCGCUCCUGGACUUUGGGCAGCCCUCCCGUACUCGGGGCCUGCAGGCGGAGGCUGAAGGGGCUGCCCGGGAGGAGCAGGAGCAGGAGCAGGAGGAGGUGGUGGAAGACGAGGAGGAGCAGGCCUUUCAGGUCACUCUGGAGGACCUGGCAGGGCAUGAAGGCAGCAAGAAGGGGUCUGGGCCAGAGCCCCCAGGCUCAGAGGAAGAAGAUGAGGAAGAGAGCCUGGCAGUGGCGGAGCAGGUAGCCGACUUUGCCAGCUCCCUGCUGGCUGCCCUCCACUGCUGGCACUAUCGGGCCAACGCUUUACUUUUCUCCCGGGGUGCUAUGGUGAAGGGGCGCAGGGAGUCCGAAGGCCCCAAGAGCUGCAGGAGGCCCAGCGGCCGGUCUCCAACCAGUUCUGAGAAGCACAUGAGCUUCGAGUCCAUUUCUUCCCUUCCUGAGGUUGAGCCAGACCCUGAGCCUGGGGCAGAGCCGGAGGUGUUUGCUGCUGUGGAAGAUCCCAGCGCCGAGGAGAUGCCCUUAGACACAGAGUCUCCAGAAGUCCUGGAAACACAGCUUGAUGCCCAUCAGGAGCUGCUGGGGCUGGACCACCUGAGUGACAUGGUGGACUUUGUAGUAGCCGAGAGCACCGAGGACAUUAAGGCCUUGAGCAGUGAGGAGGAGGAAGAGGAGGAAGAGGAGGAGGAGGAGGAGGAAGAGGAGGAGAUGGGGGCCACCCAAGAGCCUGAGAGCCUCCUGCCGCCCUCUGUGCUGGACCAGGCCAGUGUCAUUGCUGAGCGGUUUGUCAGCAGCUUCUCUCGGCGGAGCAGCCUGGCACUGGAGGAUGGCAAGUCCACUGGCUUUGGGACCCCGAGGCUGACCAGCCGGAGCAGCAGUGUGCUCAGCCUGGAUGGCAGUGAGAAGGGCCUGGCCCGCUGUGGCAGCACCACAGAUGCCCUUGGCUCUCAGUUCCCCCCAGAAGGGGACCUCAGUGUGGGGGUGGCCACAGAGAGUGGCCCUUCUGUCAAUGGGACAGAGCCCCCAAGCCCAGGCUGCUCAGCGGAGACUGACAUGUCUUCUUCCUGCAAGAAGAAGGAAUCAAUGCUCUCCACCCGAGACCGGCUGUUGCUGGACAAAAUCAAGAGCUACUACGAAAAUGCAGAGCACCACGAUGCUGGCUUUAGCAUCCGGCGCCGCGAGAGCCUCUCCUACAUCCCCAAAGGCCUGGUGAGAAACUCGGUCUCCAGGUUCAACAACCUUCCCAAGCAGGACCCAGAGCCAUUGGCCCCGUUGGGGCACAAGAGACAGGUGGGCUCCAGGCCGGCUUCAUGGGCCCUGUUUGACCUCCCAGGCCCAGGGCAGGAAGGUGCAGGCGCUGGGGACCCAGCUCCUAUCACAGAUGCUGAGUUCCGUCCGUCUUCUGAAAUUUUGAAGAUCUGGGAGGGGAUGGAGUCUUCUAGGGGGAGCCCUCGGAAGGGGCCAGGCCAAAGCCAGGCCAAUGGCUUUGACCUGCAUGAGCCACUCUUCAUCCUGGAGGAGCACGAGCUGGGAGCCAUCACCGAAGAGUCGGCCACUGCCUCACCGGAGAGCGCCUCCCCCACUGAGCGGCCCAGCCCAGCCCACCUGGCCCGAGAGCUGAAGGAGCUGGUGAAGGAGCUGAGCAGUGGCUCCCAGGGAGAGCUGGUGGCCCCGCUGCACCCCUGCAUAGUGCAGCUCUCCCACGUGAUGGACAGCCACAUGAGUGAGCGAGUUAAGAACAAGGUCUACCAGCUGGCCCGCCAGUACAGCCUCCGGAUUAAGAGCAAGAUGGGGACAGCCAGGCCACCACUGCAGUGGGAAAACGCAGCUUCCACCGUUCCCCACCUGCAAGAGGAGGCUGGAGCGCCGUCGGCUGGCAAAGGUAAGAGAAGGCCAGUGCUGUCCCUCAACCAGGAGCAGCUGCUGGUCCAGGAGCACAGCCUACCCAAGCCCUACCCUGCUGGGGAGACAUCACCACGGCGUCUCUCCUUCAGCCCCUCUGCUGCCAACUCGAGGACCACUUCCCCGGGGGCCCGGCCCUCCAUCCGAAGCCCCCUCAGUCCCUUGGACACUGAAACCUUCAACUGGCCUGAUGUCCGAGAGCUCUGCUCCAAGUACGCCUCCCACGACGAGGCGGUCCAGGCCGAGGGCAGUCGGCGCCGAGGCCUGCCCGUCAACCGGAGCCGCUCGGUGCCGAACAUGGUGGAGCCGCCUCUGUCGGGCAGGGUGGGCCGCUGCUGCAGCCUUAAGGGCCGGCCCCAGCCUCCCCGGGGGCUGCCCCAAAGUGGGCCCGAUGGAGAGGAGGCCCUGUGUGUCACCGCAGACCUCACCCUGGAGAACAGCCGGCGCGUGAUUAUCAUGGAGAAGGGGCUCCUGCCUGGCCCCGCUGCGGGGCUGGAGGAGGGCAGUGGCCAGGGACCAAGCUCACCAGCAGCCGUGGCGGGGCAGGGCCAGGAUUUGCAGGAGUCUGCAGAGUACUGGCUGAAGGAAGAGGGUCCCAGGGACCCAGUGGACCCAAGCCAGCAGGGCAGAGUGAGAAACCUGAGGGAGAAAUUCCAGGCCUUGAGCUCCAUAGGUUGAUUCUUGAGUCCUGGGGGAGGGAGGAGCUGAGGGACGGGGAAGAACCUUGGCAUAUGCCCACAAGCCUGGGCUCACCCUCCUUACAGGAGCCUCACCCUGGGCCCUCAGAAAGGCCGUGCCCAGGAAGACUGCUCUCAUGUACUUGGCAUGUGCCUUCACCUGCCGUGACCGCACUGGCGCUCCCCUGGACUCAUGGUGACCUUCCACAGGCCCAAAUGAGCCCCUUCCCUCUGAGGCCAGUGUGGCCACUUCCCUUGUAUAUACUUCUCUCUAUAAGAAGCCAAAUAUUUAAGCUCACCUCUCCCCUGGGAGAGCAGACCCUGCUCAGGCCUCCAGCGUGGGCGGCCACUGCCAGACUGAGACGCCCAGCCAGGGAGACGCAGGAAGGUGGCCUGGAGAGGCUUUGCCCUUUAACCAUGCCUUUCCUUAGCAUCCAGGCGGGAGUGAGGUCCAUAAUUUAUUGCUUUCCAUUCUGUGUAUAUGUGCGCGCGCAUGAGAGAGAGCGAGCGAGUGUGUGUUUUCUCUGUUGAUUCCCUUCCCGUGAAGAAUGUAACAGACUCAAUUCAGGUACUUUUGUGGGUUGUCUUGCUGACCCUGUGGUUGUCGCUAAUGUAUACACAUUUCAUUAUUUGCCAAUGGUGCAAUAACCACUGCUGACCAACCGA